This is a messenger RNA of Aspergillus nomiae NRRL 13137, 1050 nucleotides long. Its product is annotated as trafficking protein particle complex subunit 13. The transcript has 4 exons. Gene Ontology annotation, cellular component: TRAPPIII protein complex. NCBI's taxonomy places the organism in Eukaryota, Fungi, Ascomycota, Eurotiomycetes, Eurotiales, Aspergillaceae. The coding region runs from base 1 to 1050 and encodes 349 amino acids. The record is from RefSeq and is a predicted model, not a curated record.
AUGGCACGUCCACGCGCCCAUUCAGGUGCCGAGGCCUCCAAAGAGCCUCAUUCAGUCUCCUUAAAAGCAAUAUGCGUUCCUGUAGAUAUUAACUGCCGAUCUGACUUUAAAAGCCUAUCGCGGCCUUCUCUGUCCUACCAGUACCCCCUUCCGGAAGCAAACACGAAGAUCUCCAACAAAGCAUCUUUGAGUUAUCCUUCCGAUAGUGUGGACAAACAGUUUAUUCUCGCCCCUAAUCUUACAUUACCUCCUGCAUUUGGGUCUGCUUAUGUUGGAGAAACAUUUGCUUGCACUCUUAGUGCGAACAAUGAGCUCGCAGAAGAUGAGACCUCGCGCGUUGUCACAUCAGUCCGUAUCGUGGCGGAGAUGCAAACUCCAUCCCAAGUAGCAUCUCUGGAGCUAGAGCCAGCAGAUGACGCGCCCGCGAGAGAUGGCCUACAAAAAGGGCAAUCAUUACAGAAGAUCGUACGAUUUGAUCUCAAGGAAGAAGGGAAUCAUAUCUUGGCGGUCAGUGUCAGCUACACGGAAACGCUGAUUGGAUCAGACUCGCAAGCGGCCAGUGGGCGAGUGAGAACUUUUCGCAAACUUUAUCAGUUUGUUGCACAGCCUUGUCUUAGUGUUCGGACAAAAUCAUCCGAAUUAGCCCCAUUAGAGGUUGAAAACAAGUCCCUAGGGCCUUAUGGAAAGACUCGGCUGCUCCGAUUUGCCCUCGAAGCGCAGUUAGAGAAUGUGGGUGAUGGAGCUGUGGUGGUGAAGCAAACAAAACUGAAUCCUAAACCUCCGUUCAAGGCAACCUCCUUGAACUGGGAUCUUGAGAGGCCGGAUCAGUGCGAUUCACAACCACCGACAUUAAACCCACGUGACGUCCUCCAGGUUGCGUUCCUCGUUGAGCAAGAAGAAGGACAGCAGGAAGGGCUAGAUGCCCUACAGAAAGAUCUAAAACAUGACGGACGGGCAGUUCUAGGGCAAUUGUCCAUCGAGUGGAGGGGAACUAUGGGGGAUAAAGGGUUCUUGACGACCGGAAACUUAUUGACGCGAAGACGGUCAUAA